Molecule: messenger RNA, 3856 nt
Organism: Pterocles gutturalis (yellow-throated sandgrouse)
Lineage: Eukaryota; Metazoa; Chordata; Aves; Pterocliformes; Pteroclidae
Gene: UPF1
Product: UPF1 regulator of nonsense transcripts homolog (yeast)
Exons: 23
Biological process (GO): nuclear-transcribed mRNA catabolic process, nonsense-mediated decay
Cellular component (GO): cytoplasm
Molecular function (GO): hydrolase activity; DNA binding; zinc ion binding
Source: RefSeq, a predicted model, not a curated record
GUGAAUGGACCUGAUGGUAUUCUGCAGAAUGGAGCUGUGGAUGAUAACGUGGCUAAAACCAGCCAGCUUCUGGCAGAGUUGAAUUUUGAAGAAGAUGAAGAAGAUACCUAUUACACAAAGGAUCUUCCUGUGCAUGCUUGCAGUUACUGCGGUAUCCAUGACCCUGCUUGUGUGGUUUACUGCAACACCAGCAAAAAGUGGUUCUGUAAUGGGCGUGGAAAUACAUCUGGCAGCCACAUUGUUAAUCAUCUUGUGAGAGCGAAGUGCAAAGAGGUGACUCUCCAUAAAGACGGACCUCUAGGAGAGACUGUCUUGGAAUGCUACAACUGUGGAUGUCGUAAUGUGUUUCUCCUUGGCUUUAUUCCAGCUAAGGCAGACUCCGUGGUUGUUUUGCUGUGCAGGCAGCCAUGUGCCAGUCAGAGCAGUUUGAAGGAUAUUAACUGGGACAGUUCACAGUGGCAGCCUCUUAUCCAAGAUCGCUGUUUCCUUUCGUGGCUGGUAAAGAUUCCAUCUGAACAGGAACAGCUGAGAGCACGUCAGAUUACAGCCCAGCAGAUUAACAAGCUGGAAGAACUUUGGAAGGAAAACCCAUCUGCAACCCUUGAGGACUUAGAAAAGCCUGGUGUUGAUGAAGAACCACAGCAUGUCCUGCUAAGAUAUGAAGAUGCUUAUCAAUACCAAAAUAUUUUUGGUCCUCUCGUCAAGCUUGAGGCAGACUAUGACAAGAAACUCAAGGAGUCGCAGACCCAAGAUAACAUCACGGUCAGAUGGGACCUGGGCUUGAACAAGAAAAGAAUUGCUUAUUUCACUUUGCCAAAGACUGAUUCAGAUAUGCGUCUUAUGCAAGGAGAUGAGAUCUGCUUGAGGUAUAAGGGAGACCUGGCCCCUUUGUGGAAAGGAAUUGGUCAUGUUAUCAAAGUUCCUGAUAAUUAUGGUGAUGAGAUAGCUAUUGAGCUGAGGAGCAGCGUUGGAGCGCCUGUGGAAGUCACUCAUAACUUCCAAGUCGAUUUUGUAUGGAAGUCUACUUCAUUUGACAGAAUGCAGAGUGCUUUAAAAACAUUUGCUGUGGAUGAGACUUCAGUGUCUGGGUACAUCUAUCACAAACUGUUAGGUCACGAGGUAGAAGAUGUAAUCAUUAAAUGCCAGUUGCCAAAGCGCUUUACAGCACAAGGACUUCCUGAUCUCAACCAUUCUCAGGUUUAUGCUGUGAAGACUGUCCUGCAGCGUCCUCUGAGCCUUAUUCAGGGUCCCCCUGGUACGGGAAAAACGGUGACAUCAGCCACAAUUGUCUAUCAUCUGGCUAGGCAGGGCAAUGGGCCUGUGUUAGUCUGUGCUCCGAGUAAUAUCGCUGUAGAUCAGUUGACUGAGAAGAUCCAUCAAACUGGGCUGAAGGUGGUUCGUCUGUGUGCUAAAAGCCGUGAGGCAAUUGACUCUCCUGUAUCCUUCUUGGCAUUGCAUAACCAGAUCAGGAACAUGGACAGCAUGCCAGAGCUUCAGAAACUGCAGCAGCUUAAAGAUGAAACUGGAGAACUGUCGUCUGCUGAUGAGAAACGUUACCGGGCACUGAAACGAACAGCAGAGCGUGAAUUGCUUAUGAAUGCAGAUGUGAUCUGUUGCACCUGUGUGGGAGCUGGUGAUCCAAGACUUGCAAAAAUGCAGUUCCGCUCCAUUCUGAUUGAUGAAAGCACCCAGGCUACUGAGCCCGAGUGCAUGGUGCCGGUUGUCCUGGGAGCGAAACAGCUUAUUCUUGUAGGUGACCACUGCCAGCUUGGUCCUGUUGUGAUGUGUAAAAAAGCUGCAAAGGCUGGCCUGUCUCAGUCCCUCUUUGAGAGGCUCGUUGUGCUGGGGAUUCGUCCGAUUCGCCUGCAGGUGCAGUAUCGCAUGCAUCCUGCCCUCAGUGCUUUUCCAUCCAAUAUCUUCUAUGAGGGUUCACUCCAGAACGGUGUUACUGCAGCGGACCGUGUGAAAAAAGGUUUUGAUUUCCAGUGGCCACAGCCAGAUAAGCCGAUGUUUUUCUAUGUUACACAAGGACAGGAAGAAAUUGCCAGCUCAGGCACCUCUUACUUGAACAGGACGGAAGCUGCCAAUGUGGAGAAGAUAACUACAAAGCUAUUGAAAGCAGGUGCCAAACCAGAUCAGAUUGGCAUUAUUACUCCUUACGAAGGUCAGCGGUCCUAUCUGGUGCAGUACAUGCAGUUCAGCGGUUCCUUGCACACAAAGCUCUACCAGGAAGUGGAAAUUGCAAGUGUGGAUGCCUUCCAGGGAAGAGAGAAGGAUUUUAUUAUCCUUUCUUGUGUGAGGGCCAACGAACACCAGGGAAUAGGGUUUCUGAAUGACCCCAGGCGUCUUAAUGUAGCUCUUACAAGAGCAAGGUAUGGAGUAAUUAUUGUUGGGAACCCAAAAGCACUGUCUAAACAACCACUUUGGAAUCACCUGCUGAAUUACUACAAGGAGCAGAAGGUGCUAGUGGAGGGACCACUGAAUAACCUCCGGGAAAGCCUUAUGCAGUUCAGCAAGCCGCGGAAGCUCGUCAACACCAUCAACCCCGGUGCCCGUUUCAUGACUACUGCCAUGUAUGAUGCACGUGAGGCUAUUAUUCCAGGAUCUGUCUAUGACCGGAGCAGUCAAGGGCGCCCAUCCAACAUGUACUUCCAAACCCACGACCAGAUCGGGAUGAUCAGCGCCGGCCCCAGCCACGUUCCUGCCAUGAACAUUCCUAUCCCUUUCAACCUCGUCAUGCCACCGAUGCCACCACCGGGAUACUUUGGCCAGGCCAACGGACCAGCCGCAGGACGUGGGGUGCCAAAAGGAAAGACUGGUCGUGGUGGGCGCCAGAAAAAUCGUUUUGGGAUUCCUGGAACUAGUCAGUCAAACCUUCCCAACAGCCAAGCGAGCCAAGAUGUGGUGUCCCAGCCUUUCUCCCAGGGUCCACUGACUCAGGGGUAUAUCUCCAUGAGUCAGCCAUCGCAGAUGAGUCAGCCUGGGCUCUCCCAACCAGAAUUAUCACAGGACAGUUACCUUGGUGAUGAGUUUAAAUCUCAGAUUGACGUGGCGCUGUCACAGGACUCUACUUACCAGGGUGAACGGGCAUAUCAACAUGGCGGAGUGACGGGACUGUCACAGUAUUAGAGUGUUGAGGAAGAAGAGCUAAGCUUGUGUGGAGCUUAGUUCAUCAGCAUUUUAUUCUGGGUAAUAAAAAAAAUAAAAUAAAAUGGAUACCUGUUUUCCACUGCUAAAACUGAAGCACCACUGUGUGAGAGCAACAGGAGAAAGAAACCAACCAACGGAGAGGAGAGAAAGAGAAAGGAGCGCGCGCGAGAGAGCCCACUGCUAGCUCACUGAGACAAGGAGACUGACCGGAGAGGAGAGAGAGCACCGAAGGACUGGCUGGCGCCUCACUGGGAAGGCAACUCACCCUGAAAUGAGUGGUCAGCUGAGUCCCUGCUCCCCCAGUCAAACAAGCUCAAGAGAAGGGCCUUAGGCAGGUUUCACUUCAUUCCAUACUUCUCUUUGCGAGCAGGGCAUUACUUUUCAGAGCAGAUGAGGAGAGGAAAACCCUCAUCUCAGAGUUGUUCUCAUUUUAAAGGGGUACUAUAUUUUAGCAGUAACUGUUUACAUUUUAGAAGCAGAGUAUCUGAGAGAGAAAGAGAGAGAGUUCCUGACUAAGUGACAGCGAGCCAAGCAGAAAUCCAGCGGAACAUAGCUGAUGCUCAACUCUGAGAUGCAGGUUUUGUUGUCCAACGCUGGCUCUGAAAUCCUAGUGUCAUCGUGUCGCCCACAUUCUGAACGGGUCUUUCGUGACAAGGUGGUUUUAAAGAGAUUCUUUCAAAGGAGCACUGAAUUUUUAGAAGUUUGU